Molecule: messenger RNA, 480 nt
Organism: Phytophthora megakarya
Lineage: Eukaryota; Oomycota; Peronosporomycetes; Peronosporales; Peronosporaceae
Source: the annotation of a GenBank genome assembly
AUGUGUAUGUUCCGGGCUGUGAACGAGAAGACGGACGUCGAGAUGCACAACGAGCAUCCCCGGGAACUGCUUGGGCUCAUGCGCAAGUACAAGCUCUAUGCAAACCUGAAGAAGGGCAUCUUCGGUGCGAGUGAGAUACCCGUGCUAGGGUGUCUCGUUGGAAAGAAUGGCGUGCACCCUGACCCCGAGAAGUCCGUUUCGAUGGUCUUCGUGUUUGGCCUUCCGCGCGAUUCCAGGUGGAAGAUUGGUAUUGUGGUCUUUGUGGACCGCUUCAACAAGAUGGUGCAUCUCGCUGCUGUCGCAGCGGAGGUGACCUCCGUACAGACGGCACGUCUGUUCGUCGACAUGGUGUUCAAGCACCAUGGCAUGCCCAACGACUUUGUGUCGGACCGCGAUCCGCGCUUCACGGCGCGUUUCUGGCAAGAAGAGUUGAACCGCGUGCUCGUGGACUUGCUGAAACGCUACGCCCAGUCGUUCCAC